GUUCAACUCCAGCCAAACACCCAGGAGCCAGUCAAGUGAGUGCCACCGACGGCAACAUCACCACGAGCAUCAAUUAACAAAGUCUUUCAGGAUGCCUCCCCGCGCCCAUUCGAAGACCUCCCGUGUCCCUCGCAGACCCUUCGAGUCUGCUCGACUGGACUCUGAGUUGAAGCUCGUCGGCGAGUAUGGCCUGCGCAACAAGCGUGAGGUCUGGCGAGUCGGUUUGACUCUGUCCAAGAUCCGUCGUGCUGCCCGUCAGCUUCUUACCCUCGACGAGAAGGACCCCAAGCGUCUCUUCGAAGGCAAUGCCCUCAUUCGUCGUCUCGUCCGCGUCGGUGUCCUUGACGAGUCCCGCAUGAAGCUGGAUUACGUCCUGGCCCUCAAGAUCGAGGAUUUCUUGGAGCGCCGCCUCCAGACCUGCGUCUGGAAGCUUGGUCUGGCCAAGUCCAUCCACCACGCCCGUGUCCUGAUCCGCCAGCGCCACAUCCGAGUCGGCAAGCAGAUCGUCAACGUCCCCUCGUUCAUCGUCCGUCUCGACUCUCAGAAGCACAUUGACUUCGCUCUCACCUCGCCCUUCGGUGGUGGCCGCCCCGGCCGUGUCCGCAGAAAGAAGGCCAAGUCCGCCGAGGGCGGUGAGGGUGACGAGGAGGAGGAGGAUGACGAGUAA
Molecule: messenger RNA, 667 nt
Organism: Fusarium falciforme
Lineage: Eukaryota; Fungi; Ascomycota; Sordariomycetes; Hypocreales; Nectriaceae
Exons: 3
Coding region: 92-667 (191 amino acids)
Biological process (GO): translation; positive regulation of translational fidelity
Cellular component (GO): cytosolic small ribosomal subunit
Molecular function (GO): structural constituent of ribosome; rRNA binding
Source: RefSeq, a predicted model, not a curated record